AGCAUCUCCAAGUUCCAACUAAACAAUAACAGGCUCAGGCUCUCAGCUGACUGCAGGCGGGGAUCAAAGGGGAGUGUGGCGAGAGAUUGUUCUAGAUAACCUACCUGUUAUCACCACCUUGGGGCAUUAGAGGCUGUACCACAACUCCCUACAAGGCCACAGAUCCCCAACAAGAACAAGAACAAGACUGUUUUAAAGUUAAAAGAUCAGGCCAGAUGGAGGAGUACUGAAGACCACCUCUCUGCUCACUGAUCUCUUGGAAGAUUAAAAAAUGCCUGAAGUUGAACAGUCCAAGGAAGUUAAGGUGGAGAAGGUGGAGGAGGUUAGUGUGGAGGGUAAGGAUGAGGAGCCAGAGGAUGAAUGGGUGGACAUCCUUGGUAGCGGAGAUCUCAAGAAGAAGGUAAUAAAGGCUGGGAUUGUUGAGUCCAGGCCCAGCAAGGGACAUGCAGUGGUAGUGCGAGCAAGUGGACAGCUGGAGGAUGGCACAGCAGUGGAUGUCCAUGAUGAGCUGACCUUCACAAUUGGUGAUUGUGAGGUAAUUCUUGGUUUGGAAAUGGUUCUGCCUCUAAUGGACAAAGGAGAAAUUGCUGACGUCUACAUGGGACCCAGGUUUGCAUAUGGGAGUAAUGGCCUGCCUCCGAGCAUCCCAGGAGAUGCCAACAUAACAUACUGUGUGGAGCUGCUGGACUUCUUCCCAGAGCAGUCGCCCGAUUCCCUGUCUCUGGACCAGCGCAUGGAGAUUGGGAAUCGCAAGCGUGAACGAGGCAACUGGUGGUUCAACCGAGGGGAGUAUGCCAAGGCCAUACAAUGUUACAGUGCAGCAGUGGACUUUUUGGAUGAUGCUGAAGUGGAGUAUGGGGAAGAUGUGAGGCCAGAGGUUCAGACCAUUCUUACAGAGCGAUUAAAGGCCCUGAACAACAUGGGUGCAGCUCAGAUGAGGAUUGAGGCCUAUGAUGUAGCUCUGAAGUCCUUGGAGGCUGUGUUGAGGUGUCAGCCUGACAAUGUGAAGGCUUUGUUCAGGAAGGGAAAGGUAUUGGGCCUGCAAGGCAAGGUGAAAGAUUCCAUCACGUUUCUCAAGAAAGCUCUGGAGUUGGAGCCAGAUUCUCGUCUCAUCCAUCAGGAGUUGGCAAAAAUAAGGGAGAAAGCUCGCCUUGAGGCUGAGUCAGAGAAGAGUCUCUACAGGCGCAUGCUGGGCCUCAAAAAGAAUGCAAGCCAGACAGAGGAACGUUAUCCUACCCUUAAGAACUUUCCUUGGAAAUCCUGGUUCAUAUCCUUUAUAACCAUAGGCUUUGCCUUGGUGGCUUACACCAAGGGGCCUGCACUCUACAAGUUCUUCCUUUAACACAAACAGUCUUGUACUAUCCCAGACUUCCUUCUUUAUAGUGAAAUGAAGGCAAGAAGUGACAGGAUAUUCCAUGAGUUCAGCAGGACUGUAAUUACUCACUUGAAUAUCCUUAAACCAUAUCUUUAGAAACCUGCCAAGCUUUGGGUAUUUCCUUGGGUUCUGUAACAGUACUAUUGUACAAAGUUUUUAACAGCCUGCAUUAGAAUUCAGGUUGUUGUGAUAUUUACAUGGGGAAUCCGAGUUCAAAAUGUUAAUUUUAACAAGAUGGAAAAUAUAGUCUCAUUUCUAUAACUUGUAUACUACUUGUAUUGUAUUGUAAGUAUACUCUAAUGAAAACCAAACAUGAACAAGUUGAGUUUAGAUGGAGGAGAACAUUUAAAGGGAGAUUUAUUUAUUAGAAGUACCAGUACAGUAUAUAUAUAUAUAUAUAUAUAUAUAUAUAUAUAUAUAUAUAUAUAUAUAUAUAUAUAUAUAUAUAUAUAUAUAUAUAUAUAUAUAUAUAUAUAUAUAUAUAUAUAUAUAUAUAUAUAUAUAUAUAUAUAUAUAUAUAUAUAUAUAUAUGAGAGUUCAAUUAUGUGCCUCUGAUUGCUGUGAAAUCUCAUCUUACCUUGUAAAGCUUGAUGCAUGUGAUCAGGUGCUCCUUAUUCACUCAAAGAUUGUCUUCUUCAGGUUGCACACUGAGAAAUAUUUUAUUUUAUUUAUUCUUUAUGUGGUGCAAAGUUGUACAUUUUAUGCAUAAUGCUGUAUUUGACAGGCAGCUGACACUUGAUUUUUUCAUAUUUAGAAACACUGUAUUUGUUAUGUGAUCUGGUUUUCCAUUCCAGUAAAUGCGAUAGAGCCUGUGUGCAUCAAAAUUCUUGAAGGAAAAAAAUCAAGCUUUAUUCUUAUUCUAUUUGAAUUAUUGAAAAAUGAAACUUCUAAUCCCUAGUCAUAAUAGGUUAUGAUUUUCUUUUCAACUUUUAGUAUCAAACAGUAUGUAUAAUGUCAGAUUGUCCCUGAGAGCAGAGUUAAGCCAUAGAUAUCUGACACACUUGGAAUCCAUGUAAGGCUGUAUAUCAUAGUACCUCUUAAUGUUUUCUAAUUUUUAAACACAUUUUAUGCUUACUGCCAUAUAUUUAUAUUUACAGUAUUUGAUGAAUCUUGGAGAAGUUGAAAGUGAAGCAAUGUGUAUUUUCUCUGAUAUGUACCAUGGUUUUAUUUCAUACAACAGUGUGCUCUCUAAAAAGGCUCAAGUAGCUUGUGAUGAAAGUGAGUACUUAAAACACUAGUACUUAUACACACAAUUGCUUGUCGGUCUAAACUUUUAUAGCAUUUUAUACAGUCACAACCAGGUGAACAAAUCUCAUUUUGGGUUCUGCAAUAACUUUUCCUAUACAAUAGCUUGUAUGUAGUAUAGUCUUCCAUUCUUACAUUCUUACAUUCAGUGUGUCACUUUCGCUUCUUUGAUAGUGUUAUGAAUUUACACAGUGCACAAAAAAUCUUAAACAAAUGUACAAAAGUUUUUAAUGUAUAAUAUUUUAUGGCAUUUAGUUGCUGUGUUUAAAUGAAGUAUUUUAUUCAUAACUAGCAAAUGUUGUCUAUAUCUUGGAUAUUUGUUUUACCUGGUUAGAUAGCUACUCUGCUGAGCAGUAAAUAUGUUCAUGAAAUGAUAAUGUUGAUGUUUACUUGCUUUAAAUACCCUUAAUGUUUGGAUAGCCCCACCUCUUCAUCUCCCAAAUGCUCAUCUGAUGCCUGAUAAACAUUUUGGAUUGAUUUUGGAAAAGUUUGUGUGCAUUCCUAAUAUUUAGUGAGACAAGGUUUCAAGAGGAUGAGUUUGUGCCACAGAAGAGGUGGAGGUGGUGCGCCGGGGAGGAAAUACAUCGGUGAUAUGUUAGCAUUGUGUUGUCAAGAGAUCAUGGAAGGUUUAAGCUCUGUGAGGAGUAAUCUCUGCUGACAUGUUACCUCUUGAGAACUCUGUUCUUUUCAAUGCUGUGCUUUUUUUUUUUUUUAUAUAUAAGGAAAGAAUUGUCAUGAGCUGCUUCCUUGUUUUAUCUUUUAAGAAGUAAAAUGGAGAAAAAAAAAGAGUAAGCAGAAUGGUUUCCCUUUGCAGCUUCCUGUUUUCUGUGCCCUUACUAAAAACAUUCCUUUGAUAUUGAUAUUCAAAUAUUCUAUCUAUGGUGAUUAGUCUUAGCAUUACUGUGUUUGUAUGAUUUGUUUUGUCGUACGGUGAAGGUUACUUGAACUACAUCAGAUGAUCCUGCAGCAAAGUAACAUGAUAUGCAUUCAGUCAGGAAUGGAAUGCCUUAGUAGACUACAUUCCUAGUUUAAUGUUAGUUUAGAUUCAUGGCCUCUCAACACCUUUAUCUCUUGUUGACUGGCAUGAAUAUAAUGCACAAUUUAUACCUUAUCCUAAUAUUUUCUAGAGUAUGAUGUAGAUGUGGAAGUGCAAUAAGUAAUGUAUGCUUUCAUUUUUAGCAAAAUAAAAUCAGUAUUCCAAA
Portunus trituberculatus (swimming crab) is the source of this 3822-nucleotide messenger RNA. Its product is annotated as peptidyl-prolyl cis-trans isomerase FKBP8-like. The coding region runs from base 272 to 1342 and encodes 356 amino acids. Gene Ontology annotation, molecular function: protein binding; peptidyl-prolyl cis-trans isomerase activity. NCBI's taxonomy places the organism in Eukaryota, Metazoa, Arthropoda, Malacostraca, Decapoda, Portunidae. The transcript has 10 exons. The record is from RefSeq and is a predicted model, not a curated record.